Molecule: messenger RNA, 4118 nt
Organism: Glossina fuscipes
Lineage: Eukaryota; Metazoa; Arthropoda; Insecta; Diptera; Glossinidae
Gene: Su(var)2-10
Product: E3 SUMO-protein ligase PIAS2
Exons: 10
Coding region: 386-2314 (642 amino acids)
Biological process (GO): protein sumoylation; regulation of transcription by RNA polymerase II
Molecular function (GO): SUMO ligase activity; transcription coregulator activity; zinc ion binding
Source: RefSeq, a predicted model, not a curated record
UCUAUCUUGAAAGUACGUUUUUCACGUGAUGUUGUGCGAUUCUUAAUAAUAAACGGAAACAACGCACUCUUAAUUCGAUUUUACUAUAUUGAAACACUGGACUUUACUAAUUGCAAACUAUGGAAAAGCGAGUUACUAACUAAAGGUACAUCUGCUGCUUAGUGUGAAAGGAAAAUCUAACAAAUGUGAAAAUUAAAUAUUUCAAGUUGUUUAUUCAACGCAAAUCUUCGUAACAUACAUUUGCUUUUUUAUAAGUAAAUACUAUAUGGAUUAUAAUCUUAACAAUAAGUGAUUAGUUGAGAUUUGUUGUAACGCUAUAAAUUGCUGUCGACUAUUGGUACAUAGUUUGUUGUGCUGCAUAGCAUAUUAGUGAAUUGCAAUUGUAAUGCGUAAGACGCGUUCACAGACUCAAGCAGAAAACGCGUUACUUGCGAGUUCGCGUUCGGGAGCUGCAUCCUUAACUAGCAAUCAAGUAAAACAACAGCAUAUGAACAGCAACAAUACGCAGAAACGCAGUCAAUCAGCAGCCGUAGCACCCAAUUUUGUGGAUCCAAACGCAUAUAAGGAAUGUGAGGACAUGCUAAAUAUCUUGCGUGUGGUCGAGUUACAAAAGAUACUUUCCUUUAUGAAUAUAUCCUUUGCUGGACGUAAAAUUGAUUAUCAACGCCGUAUUUUAACUUUGUUACGUACAAAUUUUGAUUUGAUUUCCCAUAAAAUAAGAGAAGUUUACGCGCAAUCCUUAGUUGAACAACAACAAGCCACUCUGUACGGUCCUCCAGAUCCGAAAAGAAUGUAUUCACAAAUGCAAAUGCAGCCGAAUCCCGGCAAUUUAGUCUCCGCUGCAGCAGCUAAUGCUCAAAUGCCUGGAGGCGCACAGCAAAUAUUAAAUCCAGCUGCAGCUGCCGGUAUGCCGCCGACCGUUCCACCCGGUAAUAAUGUGGUGCCAUUUAUGCAUGCUAUACCCACGCAAAUGCCCAUUCAUCCGGAUGUACGUUUAAAAAAGCUGGCUUUUUACGACGUGUUAGGUACAUUGAUUAAACCCUCAUCGCUGGUACCUCGUAAUGCCCAACGCAUGCAAGAGGUGCCAUUUUACUUUACAUUGACACCGCAACAGGCUACAGAGAUUGCUUCAAAUCGUGACAUUCGUAACAGUUCAAAAGUUGAACAUGCUAUCCAAGUGCAAUUGCGUUUCUGUUUGCUGGAGACAUCUUGUGACCAAGAUGAUUGCUUUCCACCUAGUGUGGCCGUUAAGGUGAAUAACAAAAUGUGUCAGCUACCGAAUGCAUUACCACAAACGCGUCCAAAUAUGGAACCCAAAAGGCCCCCACGUCCUAUAAAUGUAACCUCAAAUGUUAAACUAUCGCCAACAGUAACAAAUACCAUUACUGUACAAUGGUCGCCGGAUUAUACUCGCGGAUAUUGCAUCGCUGUUUAUCUUGUUAAGAAAUUAACAUCUGCCCAACUAUUGACACGACUGAAAACUAAAGGUGUAAAGCCAGCGGACUAUACUAGAGCUCUAAUUAAAGAAAAAUUGCGCGAAGAUGCUGAUUGUGAGAUUGCUACGACAAUGCUGAAGGUCUCUUUAAAUUGUCCUUUGGGAAAAAUGAAGAUGUCCAUACCAUGCCGGGCGUCAACUUGUUCUCAUUUGCAAUGUUUCGAUGCCAACUUGUAUUUGCAAAUGAAUGAACGCAAGCCUACGUGGAAUUGUCCUGUUUGUGAUAAGCCUGCAGCUUUCGACAAUCUUGUAAUUGACGGUUAUUUUCAAGAGGUUUUAGCUUCAAAUCUAUUGAAAUCUGAUGAUACCGAAAUUCAAUUGCACAAAGAUGGUUCAUGGAGUACACAUAGCUUAAGAGCAGAUUCGCAAAUCUUAGAUACACCCACUAAGCCGGUGGAAAAAGUGGAAGUAAUUUCAGACGAUAUAGAACUCAUUACCACAGAAGAUGUUAAGCCAAUUAAAGCCGCUGCUGUUUCGGUUACAGUUACUUCGAACGAGUUACCUUCCUCCACCACAAAUAGCGAAACAGUGGACUUAACUUUAAGUGAUUCGGAUGAUGACGAUACGCCAUUGGCUAAGAGACGGCCUGCGUGUAAGAUCAAUACUUCAUCUGCAACUUCAUCCACCGUGUCCACAUCAAAUAUAAACGGUAAUUCAGCAAUAGCGGGUCAGCAUCGUGGCGUGUAUGUGCAGCAGAAAACUGAUGCUGAUCUAACAAUUAUCUGUUUAGAUUCACCCUCGCCGCCCUCAACUCCAGUUCGAUCUCCCAAAAUAGAGCGCACAUCAUUUACAAAAAGCCAGAUAAUUGAGACCACGUAAAGUAGGUCGAACGAUCGCGAAGAUUAGUUUGAACAAGUAAAAGAAAAGAAAAGCAAAUAACAAAAUUAUAUUCGCUCGUGAUGAGAUCUUUUAUACACGUUACCGACUAAAAAAAAAAAAAAAACUAAAUCUUCAUACUCUGUAAUACUGAGUGAACGGGGCUGACUUUUUUGCAUUUUGAGAAUAAAAGCGAAAAUUUAUAUGAUGUAUGUAUUGCACCCCAUGAGUAAGAAGUAACCCUAUAAGUAAGAAGUAAAAACACAUAAAAUAAAGGUGUUCACAGUUUUUGUUGUCUAGGGGAGUGUGGGCAUAGUAGGCGGGUCCUUUGGUCAGUUUCCGUCAUUUUGAAAUUCUUUUGCAAAUUCGUAGGCGAUCGGUAAGCAUGCGAAGCUUCCGGCCAUUAAAAGAAUUAGAAACUUUUGCAUACGUGCCAUUGACAUAGAAAAUGACUAUAAACACAUUUUAAUAAAUGGGAAAUUUUCACUCGCAAAUAAAAAAAAAAUGCAAAUAUGAAAUGCUUUACAGUCGGGCAAGGUCUACAACAAAUCGGUUUAUGCAAUUCUUCCUUCCCUUAUUUUCACUAUAAAAUACCACACCAAAAAUUAUAUCUCGUUUUCAUGUGAAGGUAUACUUUUUUGGUACUUUUUUAAGGGAGGAGUGACGCUGUAACGUGACUAGGCACGAGUCAAAUUUAACAAAAUUAAUUUUAUUUUCAAAGAUUUCAAUUCAGUUGUUCUCAUCAUGUAGUUCUAAAAAACAGCAGUGGUAGUUGCGAUUUAAAGGCUUAUUUUAUUGAAGGGGACCUUUGUAUGAAGAAAAUAAUUUUUCGAUGUCAAAAUUCGGAGGUAUUAUGGGCCUAGUUGUUUUUCCCAUAUAAAGGCUUACUUUCUCAGAAGAUUGGAGUACAUAGAGUGAGGUACGCAAAAACCGAUCUGACCGGCUCAAAUUUUUCACAUCAGUUUGAAAUCUCGAAAUAGUAUUACUUAGCACUAUUUGUGCAAAAAUACGGCGAAUGCAAAUUUCAUGUUCAGCCAAAAAAUGCUUGCGGUCGAUUUACUAACACUUCUACAAGUAACAAUAAGAGAUCGGGAAGAUUUGUGUUGCGAACAUGUAGUUAGUUCUGGCGAAUAUCUGGGUAGCAACGUUUCGGAAACAUAUACUCCGAGUCGUAAGUGCUACAAUGAUAGUGGUGGAUACGACUUUCGUGCUCGGCUGAGAAUACUAACAAGCCAGCAUUCCAUUCUUAUUGUUCCCUUUGAGAAAAUGGGUUAUCUUCAUCCAAUAAAAUUAGCAUACAAAGUCAGCGUAAAGCGGAAAAGAUAAAACUUUAAAAGGCUUAAGUAAAGCUUACGAAAACACUGUCGUCCUAACCAUCGGAAGCACCUUAAGGAGUAAUAUCAAUUUGUGAUUUCAUUUUACAUCCUAUACCGUAUGUAUUACAAAGUUAUAUUAAGUUUGUACGAACGUGCGCCAUACUCUUAAGGACUUGAGAUGAAUCCUUCUUUUAUUGUAGAAAGUGAAUCAAUAUAAGCUUGUCUAUCUCUUCGUUUUCAUCCUCCCUAUUUUUGAGGUGUUUUGAUGAAAUUUCUUACACAGACUUGUUUUGGCCCAAGGACGAACUUUAGUGAAAAUGGUUCGGACUUCACAUAAAGAAUAUAAGAUUCGUUAUAUGUAUAAUUGUACCAAGCAAACUAACGUAGGAUCCGUAUCCCAUAGUAGUGUUUUUACCUGCUUUUUUCUUGCGUUAAAUUAUUUUUUAAAGAGUCAUACAUCUUAUAAAAAAAUGAUGCAAUAUUCCACUAGA